Molecule: messenger RNA, 1683 nt
Organism: Penicillium soppii
Lineage: Eukaryota; Fungi; Ascomycota; Eurotiomycetes; Eurotiales; Aspergillaceae
Exons: 3
Coding region: 1-1683 (560 amino acids)
Biological process (GO): transmembrane transport
Molecular function (GO): transmembrane transporter activity
Source: RefSeq, a predicted model, not a curated record
AUGGAUGGUGAAGAUGAGAUCCGCGGCAAUUCGGUCUAUCAGACUGAACAGCCUUCCUCCACCCCGUCGCCUGUGCAGGAGAAGCCCAUCGCUGCGCAAAUAGAGAAGAAGCCCGGUUUGAUGGCCAAGCUUGGACGAAUGAUCAAUGGAGAUGUCAGGGAAGGAAUGCCCGCUUACAAGGAUAUCGAAAUCCAUACCUGGGACGGCCCAGACGAUCCCGAGAACCCUUUCAACUGGAGUACCAAGUACAAAUGGCUGCUGACCAUCACUGUCUGCUUCAUUUCUAUCUUGACCGGUCUCCCCGCAGGAACUUACGGCUCCGGUAACGACUGGAUGGAGCAGGAAUUCCACGUACAGAAUUCGCCUUUCCCCAACCUCUACUGGGCCACCACUUCGUGGAACAUGGGUGCCGCCUUUUGGCCACUGAUCUUCGUCCCUCUCACCGAAUCCUCGGGCCGCAUGCCAGGCUACUUUGUGGCCUAUAUCAUUCUCGUGAUCUCGCUGUUCCCAUCCGCAUUCGCAAAGAACUUCGCGACACUAGUUGUAACCCGUUUCUUUGGUGGCGGUGCCUCAUCCGUUUCAAUCAACAUUGUCGGCGGCAGUAUCUCAGACGUCUGGCUAGGCAACCACGCCCGCAGUUUGCCCAUGUCCAUCUUCGGAUUCACCAGUGUCGUGGGAAUUGCGCUUGGACCUUUCAUCGGAUCCGCUAUCGUUCAGAUCCCGCGCUCUGAGCCCUGGCGCUGGAUCUUCUACGUGCAAAUCAUCUACAACGCCGCUCUGAUCCCAGUCUUCUGGUUCAUCCUCCACGAAACCAGACCCGAUGUCAUCCUCAAGACCCGUGCGCGCAGGAUUCGAAAAGAAACAGGACGCCCUGUCUACGCAGCCGCUGAACUCGACGCCCCGAGCAAACUCCGUCUGCUGCAGAUUUCUUUCGCCCGCCCCACAAGCAUGCUGAUGACUGAGCCCGUCGUCAUCUUCUUCACUCUGUGGAUCAGCUUCGCCUGGGGAAUCCUGUACCUGUUCUUCUCCAGCGUUGUCCAAACCUACUCUACCAACUACGGGUGGGGCUCUCUGUCCACCGGUCUCGUGCAGCUCGCUAUCUCCGUUGGUGCGAUCAUUGGAACAAUCAUCAACCCGCUGCAAGAUUGGUUCUAUUUCCGGUCUGCGCGCAAAAACACAGAAACACCAGGCAAGGCCAUCCCAGAAGCACGUCUGUACACUGCCAUCCCAGGUAGUUUACUCUUCGCGGCUGGUCUGUUCUGGUACGGCUGGGCCAGCCAGCCUAGCGUGCACUGGAUCGUUCCUACAAUCGGUAUCACGGCUGCUGGUAUUGGCAUCUACUCUAUCUAUAUGGCUGUUGUGAACUACCUGACCGAUGCAUAUGAGCGAUAUGCGGCUUCUGCACUGUCAGCUGCCUCGCUUGGCCGAAAUUCUUUCGGUGCGUUCUUGCCGCUUGCUUCACCCCAGCUGUUCAGCAACCUUGGCUUUGGAUGGGCUGGUUCUUUGCUUGGGUUCAUUGGUGUUGCAUUGUCGGUUGUGCCGGUUGUGUUGGUGCUCAAGGGUCCCCAAAUUCGGGCCCGCAGUACCUUCAUGAGGGAGGCUAUGUGGGAGCCUGAGGAGAAGGUUGAAAUUGAUCAGUCUGGAAAGGCCGAUCUCGGACCUACCUCUGAGGGUAUCGCCUAG